This is a messenger RNA of Gordionus sp. m RMFG-2023, 1765 nucleotides long. RefSeq names its product probable ATP-dependent RNA helicase DDX52. Bases 103 to 1716 code for a protein of 537 amino acids. The transcript has 12 exons. The record is from RefSeq and is a predicted model, not a curated record. Gene Ontology annotation, molecular function: nucleic acid binding; ATP binding; RNA helicase activity. Gene Ontology annotation, biological process: maturation of SSU-rRNA. NCBI's taxonomy places the organism in Eukaryota, Metazoa, Nematomorpha, Gordioida, Chordodea, Parachordodidae.
UUUGACAGCCAUUUUAGCUUAUUUGGCUUUUUGCUAUUUUUAAGAAUAUAUAAAGCGGACCCGAACCAAGCGCACCCGAACCCAAUAUAUUGGCUUGUAAUAAUGGAUAUUUUUAAAAAACUCACGUGUGGGGCGAAAUUUAAACGUAAAAAAUAUAUCACUGAAAAGUCGAUUGAUAUUAUCAAUAAUAGAUCUUCAAACAUAACUGUGAAACAAGUAGAUAAAGAGCUUAAAGAAUCUGAUAAAAUCAGCUUGAUUAAAUCACUAGAGAAAAUAUAUAUUCUAAGAAAACAAAAUAAAAUCUAUGUAUAUGGAACUGAUAUCCCUGAACCUAUUAGUAAAUUUGAUGAUAUUAUUAGUUCGUCACAUCAAACACUUUUCUUAAACUUGAUAAAAUUAGGCUAUAAGGAUCUUACUCCAGUUCAAAUGCAAAGCUUACCGUUGAUGAUAGGAAGGCGCGAAAUAUUGGUAUGUGCCCCAACCGGAAGUGGGAAAACUGCGGCAUUUUUAGUUCCUAUAAUCAUACAUUUAAAGCAUCACAAACCUAAAGGUUUCCGGGCUUUGAUCAUAUCUCCUACUAGAGAACUCUGUAGGCAAACUUAUUUGUUCUGCAAAGCCUUAACGAUGGGUACAAAAAUUAGAACUCACUUAUUGCCGAAAAUGAACAAUCCUAAAUGUGUUAAAUACAAGGAUCAAAACACGAGUUUCGAUAUUCUUUUAACGACUCCUAAUCGAUUAAAUUUUUUGUUAAACAAUACUCCACCGUUAAUAAAUUUAUUAAAUAUCGAGUGGCUAAUCAUAGACGAAUCCGACAAACUGUUUGAAAUUGGUUUUAGAGAUCAGUUGACGAACAUUUAUCAAGCCUGCAAUACAUCCAUAACGAGAAGAGCCAUGUUUAGCGCUACCUAUUCAAAUCAGUUAGACAUUUGGUGCAAAGAAAAUUUAUAUAACUACGUUACCGUUUGCAUAGGAUCCAGAAAUACACCUACUGAUACUGUUCAACAAGAACUUUAUUUUGCUGGCAAUGAAGCUGGAAAGAUCACCGGCCUCAAACAAUUAAUUCAAAAGGGAUGGGGGCCACCUGUCAUUAUUUUCGUUCAAUCCAAAGAAAGGGCACAACAAUUAUACACUCGAAUUUGUGAUGAAAAAAUAAAUGUCGAUGUUAUUCACUCUGAUAGACCUCAAAUCGAAAGAGAUAGAAUCGUCCUAGAAUUCAGAGUAGGUAAAAUUUGGACCCUUAUUUGUACGGAUCUAUUGUGUCGAGGCUUGGACUUUAAAGAUGUUAAUCUAGUCAUUAAUUUCGAUUUUCCGACUACCUCAAUUAGCUAUAUUCAUAGGAUUGGUAGAACAGGUCGGGCUGGUAGAACUGGUAAGGCUAUAACAUUUUUUACACACGAGGACAUUCCAUACCUUAAACCUAUAUACGAAAUCAUAAAAAGAUCCGGAAACGCCUCUGAUAUAUUACUACCCGAAUACAUGAUGAGCCUUACAGCCCCACCAAAAAAUUUGAAAAAAUUGCUUAAAAAACGCGCUAUUAUAAGGCCCAGGGUCGGUUCUGAUAAAAUUUACAGUAAUAAAGAUGGUAAAGCCAAAAGAAGAAAGUCUAUCGCAGAUAAUAAUGUUAUCGCUGGAAAUGUCAUUAAGGUAACAAAAGCAUCUGCACAUAAAGGCAAAGAUAGAACAAAAGAUAAAAUAAAAUUUUCGAAAUUUGUUUAAAAUUGAGCGCAUUUUUUGUUUUCACUAUCUGUAUGAAUUUUUUAUGCUA